GAUUUGGUGCCUUGGCCAGUAUUUUUCUCUGUUCAUGCAUCUAUAUGAUCCGCCACAAACAGCAGCAUUGCUUCUUAAAAUUUCACUCGAGACAUGCUUCUUCCGAUUCUUCUUUGAAAGCAGAUCUUGAAGUGGGCAAGUUAUACCUCGGGGUCUCCAUUUUCACAAAUGCUGAGCUUGAAGAAGCUACUAACCAUUUCGAUUCUGCCCGGGAGCUCGGAGCUGGAGGUUUUGGAAUUGUGUACUAUGGCAAACUUCGAGAUGGCCGGGAAGUAGCUGUUAAGCGUCUAUACGAGCGCAACUAUCGGUGGGUGAAGCAGUUCAUGACUGAAGUCCAAAUCCUAACUCGCUUGCGCCACAAAAACCUCGUCUCUUUAUACGGUUGCACUUCGCGGCACAGCCAUGAGCUCCUACUGGUCUAUGAGUACAUCCCGAACGGCACAGUAGCUGAUCAUCUGCAUGGGGAGCGAGCGAAGCAGGUCUCUCUCCUGUGGACUACUCGUAUUAGCAUCGCCAUAGAAACGGCCACCGCAUUGGCUUACCUUCAUGCGUCUGACACUAUCCACCGUGACGUGAAGACUGAUAAUAUCCUCCUUGACAAUAACUUUAGCGUCAAAGUAGCAGAUUUUGGCCUUUCUCGGCUGUUCCCCAACGAUGUGAGCCACGUGUCAACUGCUCCUCAGGGAACGCCAGGUUAUGUGGACCCCGAGUAUCAUCAGUGUUACCAGCUUACGGAGAAGAGUGAUGUCUACAGUUUUGGGGUUGUGUUAGUGGAACUCAUAUCGUCCAUGCCAGCAGUCGAUACAAGCCGAGACAGGCACGAGAUUAAUUUGGCUGACUUAGCAACUAGCAAGAUAUGGAACCAAGAGUUCUGCGAAUUGAUUGAUCCAAAUUUGGGGUUUGAGUCGGAUCCCGAAAUCAAUAGGAUGAUCAUGGCUGUGGCCGAGCUGGCUUUCAGGUGCUUGCAACAGGACAAGGACGUGAGGCCCUCCAUGGAGACUGUCCUGGAGGAGUUGAAGGUAAUUUCGAGUGGGACACAUGAACCUGGCAAGUCGAAGGAUGUGAGCUAUGAUAACAGCGCCGGUCAAAGUGAAAAUCCACCUCCUUCGCCGGAAUGUGAUAAUGUGGAGCUGUUGAAGAAUGUGAAGUCGCUGACUUCACCUGUUUCCGUGACUCAAAAAUGGGGAAGCAGUGGUAGUUCUUCUGUACAUAGUGGUUAAUAUGUAGUCUUAUCUGUUCUCUCCUGCAAAUUUCCCUUGUCCAUCUUGGUUUGCUUGCAUCUGGGUAAUGGUUUCUAGCUAAUAUUA
Eucalyptus grandis is the source of this 1307-nucleotide messenger RNA. RefSeq names its product LEAF RUST 10 DISEASE-RESISTANCE LOCUS RECEPTOR-LIKE PROTEIN KINASE-like 1.1. Gene Ontology annotation, biological process: protein phosphorylation. Bases 45 to 1220 code for a protein of 391 amino acids. Gene Ontology annotation, molecular function: ATP binding; protein kinase activity. The record is from RefSeq and is a predicted model, not a curated record. The transcript has 2 exons. NCBI's taxonomy places the organism in Eukaryota, Viridiplantae, Streptophyta, Magnoliopsida, Myrtales, Myrtaceae.